This is a messenger RNA of Oryza brachyantha (malo sina), 948 nucleotides long. Its product is annotated as ADP-ribosylation factor-like protein 5. NCBI's taxonomy places the organism in Eukaryota, Viridiplantae, Streptophyta, Magnoliopsida, Poales, Poaceae. Gene Ontology annotation, cellular component: cytoplasm; trans-Golgi network. The record is from RefSeq and is a predicted model, not a curated record. The transcript has 2 exons. Gene Ontology annotation, molecular function: GTP binding; GTPase activity. Bases 231 to 785 code for a protein of 184 amino acids. Gene Ontology annotation, biological process: protein localization to Golgi membrane; vesicle-mediated transport; intracellular protein transport.
AAUAUCCAUCGGCGCACGAACGCGGCCUCCUCCUCCGGCUCCGAUCCGGCCUCGCUUCCUCCUCCUCCUCCUCCUCUCCACCGCCGGCCGGCCGAUCCGAUCCGAUCCGAUCCCCAUCCACGCAGCGCUCCCGCGGAGAUCGAGGCCCUCCUCGGGUCGGACCGACCCGCGGCGCGAGAUUCAGAUUCGGUUUUCUUGGGUGUGGGGAGAGGGAGGGAGGGAGGAGGAAGAUGGGGGCGUGGAUGUCGCGGGUGUGGUUCCUGAUGUUCCCGGCGAAGGAGUACAAGAUCGUCGUCGUCGGCCUCGACAACGCCGGCAAGACCACCACGCUCUACAAGCUCCACCUCGGGGAGGCCGUCACCGCCGCCCCCACCAUCGGCAGCAACGUCGAGGAGGUCGUCUUCAAGAACAUCCGGUUCGAGGUAUGGGACUUAGGAGGACAAGAGAGUCUACGCACCUCAUGGGCGACGUACUAUAGAGGAACCCAUGCUGUAAUUGUAGUAAUCGACAGCACAGACCGUGCCCGGAUCAACAUAAUCAAGGAUGAGCUCUUCCGGUUGCUUCAGCACGGAGACCUUGAAGGCGCAGUGGUUCUCGUGUUUGCAAACAAGCAGGAUCUCAAGGACGCCAUGUCGCCAGCUGAGAUCACAGACGCCCUCUCACUCCACAGUAUAAAGAACCACGACUGGCACAUACAAGCCUCAUGCGCAAUCACCGGUGAGGGCCUCUACGACGGGCUUGGCUGGAUAGCUCAGAAAGUUGCUGGCAAGGCUACAACAAGCUAACGAACAUCGCCUGUAUUUCCAUGGAUCUGUUGGAGGUGGCAGGUUGUGUUUGUUAUUGCUGCUGCCACUCUCGGUGUUUAUUUUGUGUCUCAAAUCUGAAAACUGUGUCUGUAUUCCCUCCCACCAAUCUGAAUAUAAAAAAUCAAAUUUGUGCCUUAUCAAC